Messenger RNA from Aspergillus pseudonomiae, 984 nucleotides. RefSeq lists its product as uncharacterized. NCBI's taxonomy places the organism in Eukaryota, Fungi, Ascomycota, Eurotiomycetes, Eurotiales, Aspergillaceae. The annotation marks the transcript as partial. The record is from RefSeq and is a predicted model, not a curated record. The transcript is spliced from 3 exons.
ACAAAAGUGUUUAAAAUGGCUGAAGCAGUUGGAGUAGUAUCUGCUAUCCUAGGUCUGACUAUUUUUGCGUAUGACACGAGUAAAUCACUGUAUGAGACGGUUUCCAGCUUCAGGACCCAGCGAAAAACCAUCAAAGAUCUUCAAGAUGAGCUCAACUCUCUUACCACCAUCCUCGGGUCGAUCCGCACAUAUGUAGAAGGAUCGAAUGAAGUCCAGAGACUGGAGCCUCUUAAAGAACCAUUGGAGUGUUGUUUGACAAUAUGUCAAGAAAUGCGUGAAACACUUGAGGCCUGUACGAAAUACUCAGCAGAAGGGCGGGACAGUGUUCGGGCUUGGCUUAGCAUGCGAUACCACGGCAAGAGUUUUGAGGACAUCAGAAAACGACUUAACAGUUAUACGUCCACCCUCAGUAUCACAUUUGCGUCAAUCAACAUGCGAAAUCACAGUAUUACGCAGGAAUCAUUGAAUGAUCUUAAAGACUCAAUCCGCGGUACUAAAGAAGAUCUGGAAGAUCAGUUAGAUCAAAUAAACGAAGCCAUCAGAUCCACAGAUGCUUCAAACCGAGCAUCCUUUCGAACCGACCAGGCUCGGCUGGUGGGUAGUCUCAAAAGCAUUGAAUGGGCUCAGCAGGUUGCGGAUACUACUCUCCCCAGACCACAGUUCAGCUUGAACGUGUCAGAAAAUGAAGCUGGAUUAGGUGCUAUUAUGGCUGCUGGGGUUCACACUCCACAAACACUUCAGGCACUUCUUAGAGAUUCCCAGACGCAGAAUCUCGCGCUCACACUUCAAGCAGCUCAGGCGCAAUCACAAAACACCAAUACCCCAACCCUACAAUCUCUUCUACACGGCCUAUCAGUUGGGCCGCUAACAGGGGACUGCUCUUCCAAUCCAAGGAUUUCAGGAAAUGCUAACCCAGGUCUCCGAACACCCAUGCAACCAAUCGAGUCAGUGCAUGGGGAGGUAGUUGAUACGGAGCUCAGGGAA